Messenger RNA from Dreissena polymorpha, 1234 nucleotides. Its product is annotated as acetylcholine receptor subunit beta-type acr-3-like. Gene Ontology annotation, biological process: monoatomic ion transmembrane transport; regulation of membrane potential; nervous system process. Lineage: Eukaryota; Metazoa; Mollusca; Bivalvia; Myida; Dreissenidae. Gene Ontology annotation, cellular component: membrane; synapse; neuron projection. Bases 190 to 1212 code for a protein of 340 amino acids. The transcript has a single exon. Gene Ontology annotation, molecular function: extracellular ligand-gated monoatomic ion channel activity; transmembrane signaling receptor activity; neurotransmitter receptor activity. The record is from RefSeq and is a predicted model, not a curated record.
UCGACUUCUAAUGGAACGACAUAUGAAGCUAUCAACAAAUUGAAGGCGGAUCUUUUAGACGACUACAACCCGGAUACCGUGCCAGUUAAAAAUUCGUCGACAAUUAUACGAGUGAACAUCGCCCUCGCAUUGUUUGCUGUUCCAGACCUUGAUCCCGUGAAAGGGCUCAUUCAAGCUGUAUUUUCACCUAUGUGUUUUUGGAUUGACGAAAUAAUGACAUGGGAUCCAGCGAAUCACAGCAAUAUACAAAAGGUACAUUUCAAAGAAGAGGAAAUUUGGCACCCAAGUCUUUUGCUUGCAACACCAAAUAAGUUUACAUUGGCGGGAGGCUAUCGACAACGAAUAAAAAUUCAAGCGAACGGCAACGCUAAAUGGUUGCCAGGUGAAGUAUGGGAAAGUUCAUGUAGAUUCAAUAUGAAGUUUUGGCCAUUUGAUAAACAGACUUGUGAAAUAGAGUUUAUAAACCUUGACUUUUCCGCUGAAGAGGUGCAGUUACAUCAUUUAUUAUUUAACCAGGACAAUUUUGUUCCCAAUAGCGAAUGGACACUGGAGGGACUUUCGGCAACGACCCUUACGAGACUGAAUUUGAGUGUAAUCAGAUAUUCGUUCAAGCUCAAACGAGAGUCAACGUUUUACGUCCUGACAUUGAUAUUGCCGAUAACGUUCCUUGGAAUUUCCAGCGUAAUGGUGUUUUUACUGCCCGCCGAGUCUGGAGAAAGAGUUGGAUUUUCAAUCACGCUUAUGCUGACAAUGACGACGUUUCUCGACAUAGUUUCUGACGUAAUUCCCAAAACAGCUACGCCACCAUCACUUAUGGCCGUGUUCGUUUUCCUACUUGUGAUGUUCAGUAUUAUAGUACUAAUACUUUCUAUCUUAACCUUAAUGAUUUACCACAGAUCUGAUGACAUUAAAAUACACAGAAACUAUAUAACUAUCUUUAAAUUGUCUAGUUUUGCAUUUUGUUGUAAAACAAAAGAAAAUCGUAUUGGGACAAGUGAUGAAAUUCGUAGGGAUGGGGUUAAAAUAAUAAAUAUUGAGUCUGCAAAGAAAAGCGAGCUGGUGGCCGAUGAACAAAACCUUGAUGCAAAAGAAAUAAAAUGGCCUGACAUCAGUAAUGCAUUGGACACCAUAUGCUUCUAUACUCUAACUCCAUUUUCAAUUCUUUUGACAAAUGUUUUCUUAUUUUAUUUAAGCUUUGCCUCUCAUUAUUAAUUGUUUCAGCCUGCCAAGUAAA